CGAGGGCUCUGCGUGCGCGCUUCUGCUGACGCGGGAAAGGUGUGGCCAGGCAGCUUUAAAACUGUUCCGAUAGUGAGGGGGGACUCUCAGAGCCUUCGGGAACAAGAGAGGGGAGCCCGCCGCCGACUGCAGAGUAUCUCCUCGCCAGCGACCAUGCCGAUGAAGCCAGCUCCGUGCCCGCACCAGCCUGCGCCCGGUAGCUGUACAGCCGGGUGCGGAGCCAGAGCCGGCGCCGGCAGGCAGCCCCACUGCGCCGCCGUCCUGACCCUGGCCGUCCUGCUGCUGGCUCUCCCCGCCUGCAGAAGUGCUCCGGCCCUGCUGCAGGGACCACAGGCAGACCAGGAGCUCCAGCUGUGGAGCGAGAUAGAUGACCUCUGUUCCUCUUACCUCUCUGCUGACCUUCAGUCUCAGGCGCCCAGCGUCCUGGAAGAACUUUGCUACUCAGUCAUGGGGAUCGUACACAAGUCUCAGGAUGUACGAGCAAAGGAGCAGAGUAAAAGGUUCUUAUUUCAUUACACAAAGAGCCACAACUCAGGCAGCUCUGACCCUGCGUCCUCUGUGCUGCAUCCUUUGCUGCAACUUGUUCCCCAGCUCCAUGCGAGAAGACUGAGGAGGUUCCGCAGUGACGAUGAUCUUCAAGGACCUGGUGGGAUUCAAAGCCGAGGAUACUUCCUAUUUAGGCCAAGGAAUGGAAGAAGAUCAACUACGUUUAUCUGAAGGGAACUGUGGGCCGCUGGUCUCCCCUCGAACCCGGGACUGGAAAGGGGAAACGUCACCCCAGCGCAGCACAUCCCAGCUGAGCAGGACCAUACCAGCUUUAAAAUCUUUACACUUGUUCUGUAUCAAUUUCGAAUGUACAAAAAAACGAGAAUAAAUACAUUUUUUUGGUUACAGUGCUGUUUAACUAUAAUCUGUUAUUUAAAUUAAAAAAGAAGCAUCGUGAACUGUUCCAUUGUUGGUGUAAUUUUCAUCGGGGUUUGGCAGUAAACUAAAAGCUCAUUCUUCAGAAGUGCUCAGGAUGGCUGUGACAAUGAGGACUGUACAGUAAAUGUGUUUUGUUAUAACAGUACAAUUCCUAGUAAACAGCUGUAUUUUUUCAUGAGAAUGCGUGGUUCCAGGUUUCAGAAGUUGGUUUGAAAUUAAAUGC
Lepisosteus oculatus (spotted gar) is the source of this 1147-nucleotide messenger RNA. RefSeq names its product neuromedin U (gene nmu). NCBI's taxonomy places the organism in Eukaryota, Metazoa, Chordata, Actinopteri, Semionotiformes, Lepisosteidae. Gene Ontology annotation, molecular function: neuromedin U receptor binding. The record is from RefSeq and is a predicted model, not a curated record. Gene Ontology annotation, biological process: regulation of smooth muscle contraction.